GGAUAAGAAAUAUUAUUUUGGAAUUAGUAGCAUUUGACUGUUUGUCGGGAUGUGACAUGUUUCGAUCGUAAACGGAUAUAAAUGUUCGCGGUGGAAGUUACGUUUUGUAUGUGCAUUUGAUACAUUUCGGUUUGGUGUUUUAGUGAGAAAAACUGAAGAAAAAAACUUCGAUAUUUGUUUCGUUAUUAAAUUAGUGAAUUUGGAUUAAUCGAAGAAACAAUAAAAAUAAGAAACAGGAGAAAAAAAAUUCAAGUGCUGGUCUUUCGGGCAACAAUAUAAAAAAAAUCCGCAUUUUAAUUAUAGUUACAAAAACAACAACAAUAUCGGACCAAAUAUGGAAUUGAAUUUAUAAUUGAAAUUUUUGUGAAAGUAGUUGAACAAAAAUCUUUCAUCAUUUUUGAGUUUAAUAAUAUGAGUUUGCCCAGUGGGGUUGAUAUGACGAAUCUUAUGUCACAGCAUCCCGUGUUGGGAGCCCUGCCUCCAGCAUUUUUCUUGAGAGCCGCUUCUGAACGUUAUCAACGAACACCAAAAUGCGCUAGAUGUCGAAACCAUGGAGUGGUGAGUGCUUUAAAAGGACAUAAACGGUACUGCCGGUGGCGAGACUGUGUUUGUGCAAAAUGUACCCUGAUAGCUGAACGUCAACGUGUGAUGGCAGCUCAGGUUGCAUUGCGACGGCAGCAGGCACAAGAAGAGAACGAGGCAAGAGAAUUAGGACUGUUAUAUUCAAGUGUGCCUGGACAACAACAACAACAGCAACAACAAUCCGAUAGUCAAGCACCACCAUCGAGUGGCUACCAUUCGGGCAUUCCAUCGCCACCCAACGACCAUGACAUCGGACCUAGAGUUCAUUUUAGUGGCAGUGAAUCGGAUGUGGAAUCACAAAGGAUGCGACCUGAACGAAUAAGCAAUACAUAUUCACCAGAUAGACCAGAAAACGAGAGUCCUGGUUCGAAACGACAACGAAUAUCUGUGGAAACGGAUCACGACACCGGAUCGGAAUCAUCGCCGAGCAGUCCGCGCCUAAAAAACACAUCGUUUUCAUUGCCCACAGUUAUGUCACCGUCGCAGGCCGGUGCGCCCAGUUCACCGGAAUCCGAUCUAGAUGUUGACUCUGCGCCCGACGAAGCUACACCGGAAAAUCUGAGCUUGAAAAAGGACGAUUCCACGUCGCCGCCAUCAACACCGUCAGACAAUUUGAAUAUAUUGCGUCAUGUUGGUAAUAACAAUGGACAUGGAGGAUUUUUGCCAUAUCAUCAAGCGCAGUUUAUGGGCUCGUUGCCAUCUCAACGCUCACCGAUCGAUGUUUUGCUAAGAGUAUUUCCUACACGACGUCGUAGUGAAGUGGAAACGCUUCUACAGAAAUAUCGAGGAGAUGUGGUACAAGCAAUGGAGGCGAUGUUAUCAGGUGACGAAGCUUUGCAUGCAAUGCCAGUACCAGCCCCAUCGCCACCAUUCUCCGUAAAAUCAGCCUUUUCUCCUUUGGUACCGCCCGGUGUUUUCAAUUCAGCCGUUGGUCGAUAUCCCAUAUUUCAACAACAGCAACAGCAGCAGCAACAACAUAAAAGAUUCCUAGCGGCUCCAUACACAGGUACGGGUUUCUUAUCGACAAUUAUUCAGUCCGAACCGGAUCAAUCGGAAUCGAAUGGCAAUGGUGAUCGAUGCGGUAGCGGCGGUGAUUCGCAAGAAUGAUUAUGAUUCUAUGAUGGAUUUGAUUUUUAAUAGAUAUAAAACGGGUUAACCGAACCAGAUUAUGAUUAUUGUGAACGAAACGUUAAACGUGCGCAGAUUCUGUCUAUGUAUAAUUUUUGAAUUUGAAGAGGUAAACAAAAUGAAAAGUAUUUAGUGAAAAGUGUUUUUCAAUUUAUAUGUUGAGAAUUGAAAGUAAAUAUUGCAAAUUAGCUGUGUAGUGUUUGUACAUAUAAUAAAACAAAAAAACAAUUUAAGUGAUUUUUCAUCAGAAAAUUCGUUAAAUAAUUAAGGUAAACUUUAAUAAUGUCUGCGAGAGGUGCUCGUUUUUUCUCCGUCAGGAAAAAGCUUUUAAAAAGAAACAAUAGUUUUCUUCAA
This is a messenger RNA of Bradysia coprophila, 2064 nucleotides long. RefSeq names its product doublesex-Mab related 99B (gene dmrt99B). Gene Ontology annotation, biological process: regulation of transcription by RNA polymerase II; sex differentiation. The record is from RefSeq and is a predicted model, not a curated record. NCBI's taxonomy places the organism in Eukaryota, Metazoa, Arthropoda, Insecta, Diptera, Sciaridae. Gene Ontology annotation, cellular component: nucleus. Gene Ontology annotation, molecular function: RNA polymerase II cis-regulatory region sequence-specific DNA binding; protein binding; DNA-binding transcription factor activity, RNA polymerase II-specific.